CCCAAAGUGCGCGGGAGGAAAAGAGAAGAAGAUAGAAGUGAUAGAACCACGACAGAGCGUCGGAGUGUCAGUUCGCUUUGCGGCGAGCUUUUGGUCGAAAAUGUGUCUCAGAUUACUUUGUGUCGUCGAAUCGUUAAAUACAAGAGUUUAAUAUUUAGACAACCAACACGCUUGUGAUAGUUUGUUCACGAGUUAUCGGAAUAAAAAAAAAAAAAAAAUUUUAAAUGAAUGAAUGAUCUUCGAUUCAGCGAAUAAAUUUAAAACAUACCCCAUAAAUUAGUGAAGACUUACUUUUUCCUAACAUUACAUCAACUGGACAAUUGAAUCAAUGCUAAAAUGUUUGGGAGUGUAGUAACUGCAUUGUCGCUGCGAAGAUGUUUCUACUUAUCGGCAAUAGUUGUUAUAUUAUCAACACUUAUGGCAGCUGUAAUAAUAGUUAAGCUCUCACCCCUCGAGUCGGUUAAAUGUCAACCACACAUGGUAACUUCACCAGUCGAAUGGAGCACAUUGUCUAGUCAGGGUCAAGUGGGAGUUGGAGAUUUGAUAAUAGCUGUACAUGAAAACAGAAGCCGAAUGCAAGAACUUAAUGAUAAGAGUUUUGGGGAGAUGCGGCAUAAAAUGGUGCGGAACAAAGUUGCCAGAAUAUCAAACAGAAUGAGAAAAAAGAUCAUGCCACUGAUAAACUGGAAUUCAUCCAUCGAGACCAACUACAAUGUCCACAUAUUCUAUUACCCGUGGUACAGAUCUCUCGAGUUUGAUAAGUCGUGGAAGCACUGGAAUCACGACUACCUUCCCAAUUGGAAGAAAAAUGACAAGAGAGUAUUUCCAGACGGAAAGCACGAGCCGCCGGAUGACAUUGGUGCCAACUACUAUCCCAGCUUAGGUUGCUACAGCUCUCGUGAUCCUCAGGUAAUCGACUUGCACAUGAAACAGCUCAAAGAAACAGGAGUGGGAGUAGUGGUAGUUUCAUGGAUUCCUCCCAACGCCAUCGAUAGCACGGAUUCUGUGAUGUCGGAUUUAUUAGACGCAGCUCAUCGCUAUAGCCUCAAGGUUGCUCCACACAUUGAACCUUAUGCAGGAAGAAAUCCCAUAAAUUUGAUCGAACAUUUAAAGUACUUGUUCAGCGAGUAUGGAAAGCAUCCAGCACUACACAGGAUAAAAAGAGAAACAGAUGGUGCUGUUCUACCGGUAAUGUACAUUUAUGACUCCUACGUCUUCCCAUCGAACUCGUGGUGGGAACUCUUGUCUGAUCGAGGAAACCUUACUCUUCGUGGCUCAGAAAUUGAUGCUGUAUACAUGGGACUACUCGUAGAUGCACAACACAAGAAUCAUAUAAAAAAAUCACACUUUGACGGAUUCUACACCUACUUUGCAACAAAUGAAUUCAGCUUUGGAAGUUCAUGGAAAAAUUGGAGAGAUCUCAACAAGUUUGCAGAACAAAAUGAACUCCUUUUCAUACCCAGUGUUGGUCCUGGUUACAUAGAUACUCAGGUACGACCGUGGAACGCUCAUAAUACGAGGCACAGACGUCAUGGACAGUACUAUGACUAUGCUUGGAGCAGCGCUAUCAACAGUGGCGCUACCACUGUGUCGAUAACAUCGUUUAACGAAUGGCAUGAGGGCACACAAAUUGAACCAGCCCGUCCUGCGAGCAACGAGGCUUUUACAUAUCUAGAUUAUGAGCCUGAGGGGCCCAACUUAUAUCUGAAUUUGACCAAGCAUUACGUUGAACAGUUUACGAAAAAGUAUAAAAAUGCGAAAUCAAAUGACUGAGGGGAAGUCAAGCAGUAAAAAAUGUUUUUAAACUGGUAUAGGGUUACGCAGAAAUCUAAAGAAUCAGCGUUCAGCUAUAAAACAUGUUUUAUAAAUUUCAAAGCUUUGUUUACACCAAUUUCAAGCAUACCAAAUUCUGCAUGAAAAUAUAGACUUUUUGUACUUACGGAAGAAUAUGUCAUAAUUUCUCAGAAGCAAUAUGUAUGUCGCAACCUAGAGAAAUUAUGAAAAAAUAAUGCAUCAUUGCUGAACAUGGUACAUGCCUUGGUACAAUAACAAAAAAAGAGGAGAGAUUUAACUUUAUUUUGAUGAACAAUUAAAAUCAACAAAUCGCAAAACGUAUGACCAAAAAUGAAACAAUAAUAGUAACGGUGUAAAUGGCAACCAAUUAUGAAUAGAUUUUGACGCUAGAUAUUAUUACGUCUGUGGAUUAGUGAUAGAUGUCAAUAUGCUGUUGCUGCCGCAUUGUGCGAUAUGCAAAAAUUGCAAACGACUUUGAUAAGUAGAUGUUUUGUACAUGUAUUAUUAUAUAGACAAUAAUUACGCCCUGUUCUUUGUCUCACAGGGUAUAUCCUUCCUUUCUACUACCCUCUUAUAGGUAUUUAGAGAUUAACAAAUAUCGUGAGAUAUUAUAUAAUCUAAGAAAAAAAGAGAGAAAAGAAGUGAAAGGUUUAUUAAAAUUUUAUUACUUUAAUAAGUUUUCAAAUAGAGAUAUUCAAAGUUAUCGAUAUCUCAGAUAUGUUGUUAAGAAUUUCAUACGAAGAGAAUAAUUUAUGAAUAAGAGAUACAUUACACAUGCAUGUGUAAGUAUAGA
This is a messenger RNA of Diprion similis, 2587 nucleotides long. RefSeq names its product glycoprotein endo-alpha-1,2-mannosidase-like protein. NCBI's taxonomy places the organism in Eukaryota, Metazoa, Arthropoda, Insecta, Hymenoptera, Diprionidae. Gene Ontology annotation, molecular function: alpha-mannosidase activity. The coding region runs from base 337 to 1773 and encodes 478 amino acids. The transcript is spliced from 5 exons. Gene Ontology annotation, cellular component: Golgi apparatus. The record is from RefSeq and is a predicted model, not a curated record.